Molecule: messenger RNA, 3063 nt
Organism: Closterium sp. NIES-67
Lineage: Eukaryota; Viridiplantae; Streptophyta; Zygnematophyceae; Desmidiales; Closteriaceae
Source: the annotation of a GenBank genome assembly
AACCCGACCCACGCGCACUUUCAUCUGUCAUGCAGGGCAGCACUACCUGCACCCUGUUUCUGUCAUUGAACUCGAAAGGAUCGACCACCUGUAUCCUUUUCUACUACAUGUGACUCACUUUUAGUCGGACCAAAGGCGCGCCUGGACCCUCGUGCCUAGUAGCCACGCUAGCCGCUCCGCUAACGACCCUCGUGCCGCGAAAGCAGCUUUCAGAGCUCAGCUUUCAGAAAGCAGAUUCCAGAAAGCAGCCUUCCGAGCGCAGCUAGAUCUGCCGAUAUAAAUGUCUCCGCAUUUUGGUAACCCGCCGGCAGCAGCGAGCAGUCGCACAGCGGCGUCGCAAAGCGGAGCGAAGCCUGGUAACCACGAUUCGCCUCCAACCAUCAAGCACUUCGGCGCAAAAUCCGCGAAGAGCCCUGGGCCUGUGGUAACCCCAAGCAAGCCUCCGUUACAGGAUCACGCACCGCCGAGCCGCGCUCACCCGGAAUGCCGCAAGCCCUGCCAGCAGAGGUUCCUUCAUUGCCUCGAGGAGAUUAAGGAGGCCGAAACCACCCGCGCCGCGCUACCUCUCAGGCUGUCAUCUGUCCCAUCUUCACCAGCGGUCGCGGGUUACGAUCAAGGGGCCUUAAACACGUCGCCGGGCGGCGCGAGCUGUCGCUCGUUGUCCCCGUCAUCGUCGCCUGCGACGGAGUUUGCGACAAAACUGAGCAUCUCCAGGCCCGCGGGCGACGUCACGUGGAGCGCUGAACCAUCGCCGUCCUUUCGCUGCUCUUCUUCCGUCCACGUCGCGACAUCGCCAUCGGCUCGCUACGGUUACCCCGAGUCGUUACCUUUUCGUCGCUCGACGACGUCGCCCGCUUCGUCGCCCGGGUUGUCGCCGGGCAACUCUCAGUCGCUUAUCUCCAGCGAAUCGUCAUAUUUAGCGCCGGCGCCGCCGCCCGCGCCGCUCGCGCCGACGUUCUCGCUUCCCACCUACGCGUCGUACACCGCGUCGAAUCCGUCGUCGUCGGUCUGCCCGUCCGCAUUCCCCGCGUCGCACGCGUCGCAACCCUCAAGGUCGCCGUCGUCGUCGUCCGCCACCUCCUUCCCGUCCUCGUUGUCGCAUGAUCCCUCCUUCCUCGCAUCCUCGUCGCACCCUUCCGCGCCGUCCUCGUCCGACGGAGAGGAUCUCGGGCCCUCCGCCUGCCCGUACCAGGCCAGCCUCUUCUCCGCCUACGCGCCCUUCUCCGCGUCGGUCAACGGAGCGGUCAACGUGGGGGAGGUCAACGCGGGGGUCAACGCGGCGCGUCAACCGGCGCUGGAGAGGACGCGGUCGGGAGGGGCGGGAGCGCAGGGGAAUGGCAGGGGAAACACUGGCAGCAGCGGGAAUGGCCCGUUUUCUGGGGUGGCGGACGAUGGCGCCGCGGCGGGUGCGCCGAGGAUAUGCAGCCGGGAGCUGCUGACGACUAUUGUUACAACGCACGACAUUUUUGCUCGCGACAUGACCCCGAACGGCAGCCAGGUGGCGGACUACCUGCUGUCGCAGCUGCUGCACCUGACGCAGUCCACGGCGGGCUGCAUCUCCAGCGCGUUGCCCCGCAGCAGUAAAGACCCGUCGCUCUUCCUAAGGACGCACAGCAUCACCAACUUCGCGUGGACGCCGUACCUCAAGGCGUGGUACGCGGAGAACGCCGCCUCGGGAUUGGUCUUCAGCAACCAGCGCACACUCAUGGCGCGGGUGGUUAACACCGCUGACGUCAUCGUCAGUAACGACGUGGCGUCGGACCCGCGAGGCGCGGGAUUGCCGCCCGGACACCCGCCCAUGACGACAUUCCUCGGCGUGCCGCUCUUCUCAGGCUCGCGCCUCGUGGGAAUGUUCGCAGUGACCAAUCGCGUGGGGGGCUACAGCGAAGCGAUGGUGACCGAGCUGCACGCGCUGACCAAGACAGUGGGGCAGGUUGUAACGGGGAUACAGCAGCGGCGGCAGCGGUGGGAGAGAGAAGAGCGGUUGAAUGCGGUGCUGGAGGGAACCUGCCAGGCGGUGCUGGCAGUUGCGCCGUCUGGGCGGCUGUCCUGUGUCAACCGCGCUGCUCGAGGCGUCUUCGGAGUUCCGGAUCAGGCUGCAGCGCGCCAAGCAUCAUCAGCGGGUGUUGCUGCGGGUGCGGGAGGGAGAGGAGCAGCAGCAGCAGCAGCAGCAGCAGUAGGGAAUGGAGUAACGUCGUCCUCGGGCCAGCCGCUAGCCAGUCUAUGUGACUUUGACUUGCUGCUAUCAGAUCUGAUCGAGAGCAUUGAUGGGAAUACCGAGUUCUUGGAACGGGAUUGGCUGGAGCGAUAUGCAGAAUCGGGCGAGUCCUUUCCUGCCAUAGGGCUGUACCAUGGAGAGGGUAACAGCUGUAACCACAGGAGCUCCCAAGGUACCACCCAUCGCGACACGUCAGCAGCAGCUGUCAGAAUGAACCUUCAUGUGAGAGUGACACGUGGCGAGACGCCACAGGUGGCACAUGUGCUGACAGUGCAGGCUGCGAAUGAGGUGGAAGGAGCGGCAGCGAGGGGUACCCACGCGCUAUCCGAUCGCCACUGCAUGUACGGCCAAGUAGCUUGUUCGCGCGCGGAAGGGGAUUGGCGACGAGCCGCUGCAGGCAAUGGGGUGGGGGGAGGUGAGGAGGGAGAGGGUGGGGAGGAUGUCAGGGAGUGCCAGCUGCUCAUGUCGGAUGAAGACGGCACGCUCACCAUAGUCGUGUGAGGUGUUACGGUAUUUGCAAGGUGUGGCAAUAAGGUGGGUAAUGUCUGCCGCCCAUGUCUGGAAAAGUUGGAUUGGGCCGCUCAGCUCACGUGAGGGCCAUGACAGUAGUCAGAUCUGACUCUCUCCCGACGGUAUGGUUUGCUCAUUAACUGUUUGUGACCCUCAUUAGCAUCAGAAGGUGUACCAGUAGGAUUAUAGCAGCAAUGCCUGUUUAUGCGCCCUGCUCGGGUGGCCAGCUGAAGCAGCAGCUUGCAGCACAGCCAUUUUUGUCCACUGGGUUUUCAAUAUCACAAUUUUUGCUCCCCCGUUAGCAGCGUACGGUUCGAGUGUCAAUCUUGAAAGAG